AUGGGCGUGACGUCACUCUCCCUCGGAUCUCCGCAUUCUGUAGCGUCUACCAUGGUAAUGGCGGAAGGCACCGCUGUAUUGAGAAGAAAUAGGCCGGGCACCAAAGCUCAGGAUUUUUACAACUGGCCUGAUGAAUCCUUCGAAGAGAUGGACAGUACUUUGGCUGUACAGCAGUACAUCCAGCAGAACAUACGAACUGAUUGUUCAAACAUUGAUCGAAUUUUAGAGCCCCAGAAGGCCAAGAUGAAGGAGUGUGGAAGUAUGAACAUCUUCGGCAAUUCUGUCUUGAACUCAAUGGACUUGCUGUUAAACUUCAGGCUGAAUGUCAUCCUGACUCUUGCACCCAAAUGACGGCAACAGAACAAUGGAUAUUUCUUUGCGCAGCUCAUAAAACACCAAAAGAGUGUCCUGCCAUAGAUUACACAAGGCAUACACUUGAUGGUGCUGCAUGCCUCUUGAAUAGCAAUAAAUAUUUCCCAAGCAGGGUUAGCAUAAAGGAAUCAUCUGUUGCCAAACUAGGAUCAGUGUGCCGUAGGAUUUAUAGAAUAUUUUCACAUGCUUACUUUCAUCAUCGGCAAAUUUUUGAUGAAUAUGAGAAUGAAACAUUUUUGUGUCAUCGCUUCACAAAGUUUGUGAUGAAAUAUAACCUUAUGUCCAAAGAUAACCUGAUUGUUCCUCUCUUGGAUGAAGAAGUGCAAAGUUCAUCUGCCAGGGAAAGUGAAGCAUAA
Staurois parvus is the source of this 728-nucleotide messenger RNA. Lineage: Eukaryota; Metazoa; Chordata; Amphibia; Anura; Ranidae. The record is from the annotation of a GenBank genome assembly.